Plodia interpunctella (Indianmeal moth) is the source of this 2450-nucleotide messenger RNA. RefSeq names its product putative inorganic phosphate cotransporter. Gene Ontology annotation, cellular component: plasma membrane. Lineage: Eukaryota; Metazoa; Arthropoda; Insecta; Lepidoptera; Pyralidae. The transcript is spliced from 10 exons. Gene Ontology annotation, molecular function: transmembrane transporter activity. Bases 182 to 1702 code for a protein of 506 amino acids. The record is from RefSeq and is a predicted model, not a curated record. Gene Ontology annotation, biological process: monoatomic anion transport; transmembrane transport.
AGAGUGCGCGCGCGCAUUUCAACCGCGGUAGUCACAUGUCCUCAAACAACUUAACACUCAGUGCUGUGUUAAAAAACUUUAAUGAAAAAGAAAACAAAACUUGAUUCGGAACAAACGUUUCUACUGGCUGGAAAUAAAAAACAAGAAAUAACGCAUUAUUCAUUCAACAAACAACACAGAGAUGAUACCAAGAUGGAAACAAAUUGUAACAAAGAUGUUCAUAAUUCCCCAGCGGUAUGUACUGGGCAUCAUGGGACUGCUGGCGGUAUGCAAUGCGUACACCAUGCGCGUGUGCCUCAACCUGGCCGUCACUCAGAUGGUCACCAACGACAGAGACGAGGAAAGCCACUUCGACCCCAACGCAUGUCCUGAUGAGAGCGAGAUACUCAUCAAUGGAACUUCUGCUUCUAAACCGCACGCGAUAUUCGAUUGGUCGGAGUCGACUCAAGGGCUCAUUCUCAGCGGUUUUUAUUACGGCUACGCUAUUACCCACGUCCCUGGAGGGUACUUAGCUGAAAAAUAUGGCGGUAAAUGGACAUUGGGCAUUGGUCUGCUGAGCACCGCCAUUUUUACACUACUAACGCCUAUAGUGGUGACUACUGGUGGUGCCACGUGGCUCUUCAUACUGAGAGUCUUACAAGGAAUGGGUGAGGGUCCGACCAUGCCAGCAUUGAUGAUUGUAUUAGCUCGGUGGGUACCUCCUCAUGAAAGGUCGCGACAGGGAGCGCUGGUAUUCGGAGGAGCUCAGAUAGGCAACAUCUUCGGAUCCUUCAUGUCUGGCUUCCUAAUGGCUGGCAACGGCCACUGGGCUAACGUCUUUUAUUUCUUUGGCUGCUUCGGCAUUUUAUGGUUCAUAUUUUGGAGCAUGCUAUGCUACAGCACACCAAAUACCCACCCAUAUAUAUCGGAUGAAGAGUUGAAGUAUUUGAAUGAAACGGUCACAAGUGCUGAUAAGAAUACUGUAAGGGACCCAGUGCCUUGGAAAGCUAUUGUGAGAUCAGUUCCUGUAUGGGCUCUACUUUUUGCUGCUGUCGGCCACGAUUGGGGCUACUAUACAAUGGUGACAGAUCUGCCAAAGUACAUGACUGAUGUUCUGAAAUUCAACAUCGCCACCACUGGGACCCUGACAGCAAUCCCGUAUCUGGCCAUGUGGAUUAGCUCGUUCAUAUUCGGAUGGGUUUGCGACAUAUGUGUCAGUAGGAAGUGGCAUUCGAUUAAGACUGGCAGGAUUAUUCACACAACUAUAGCUGCGACCGGGCCCGCCAUAUGCAUCAUAUUGGCUUCGUACGCGGGCUGUGAUAGAUUCGCUGCCGUUGGGUACUUCAUCGCUUCCAUGGCUCUUAUGGGCGGCUUCUACAGCGGUAUGAAGGUAAACGCAUUAGAUCUGGCGCCAAACUACGCCGGCUCGCUCACCGCCAUGAUCAACGGUACUUCAACACUCUCAGGCAUCAUCACCCCCUACCUCAUAGGUCUUUUGACACCGGAUUCAACAUUGUCUCAAUGGAGAGUGGCAUUUUGGGUAUGCUUCUCAGUUUUAGUGGGUACAAACGUAAUAUACUGCAUCUGGGCUGAUGGUAAGCAACAAUGGUGGGAUGACGUGCGACAGUACGGGUACCCUGCGAAUUGGAAACAUGGCCCUCUUAAAACUGUGGACGAAGACAAAGAAAAGCGUAAUCCCGAAAAAAUGGAGGUCAAAUUGUAGAUAGAUCAGUAUACGAAAAUUUUAAUUUAAAUUUAUUAUCUUAGAAUUCAUAACUGUAUGCUCCAUACGUUGCAUUUAGAAAUUGAAAUUAAGUCUCUCUGUUGGCGAGAGAAUGUAACAAACUGUUUAAAAUGGUUGUUUUCUCAUCCUAUUUUUUUACCUCAAUGAACCUAUUCUUAUACAUAACUAAACAUAAUAAAAAUAUAUAUGAUAUUUUUAAAUGGUAGUGAAAGCAUACAUUGUGAAUGCAUAUGCUGUGAUGACAGAACUAGAGAAAUAUGUUUUUGACAACUUUUGUAAUAUAUCAUUUAUUUUUAAUUUACUGUUAUGCAUUGGUGCAUAUAUAGCUAUUAUGUGUAAUUUGAGAUAUACUAAUUCUGCAUUAACUGUUGAAAUCGACGAUUAAAACAUUAUAUAGAAACACCGAAUCGGAAUAUUGUUUUUAGAUUUCUGUGAUAAAACUUCAUGUACAAAGUUAAAUGGAUUUUAAUAGAACUAUAACUUAGGAGAAAGAAAAUUAAACUUAAUAGUCUUAUUUCAGUAAAAUAAAAUAUUUUUAUGAUAUAGGUAUUUUAUAAAAUAUAAGAUAAUUUGAAGUGAGAUGCUAUAGCUACUUAUUUUUUCUUUAUUUUUAUUAAUUUUUAGUGUUAGUAUUUAAUGAUGCCAAUACAAGCUUUAGCUUAAUAUGUUUAUUACUAAUAUGUUUUUAGGAAAUGAAAGAAUAAAUAAGUAUAUUUUGUUAUAAAAA